CUCUUGUCUGCGGAGAACGUGGCUGCCCCGCGGGCCGCGUGUCUGGCCACGGCAGGGUAGGUUCGCCCGGAGCCACGGCUCGGGUACGCGGGCAGGCUUAGCCGGCCCCCUUCCUGCAGGAAGUAAAUGAAACGUCCGGGUCAAUGGCAGCAAACACGACGACGGGGGCGGGUCGGGGAGCCAGAGGCAGCCGAGGAGCUGGGCGGGCAGAGCCUGCGGGGAGCUGGACACCUGCGGUCCCCGACCUCCCCGGAGUGCCAUGUGCAUAGGACAUGAGGCGCUCUGCCGCGCCUGCUGCCCCCGUGCAUAGCCCGCUGCGGGCAGCAUCUGCUGGGCCGGCCGGAUCCUGGGGCUGCGGCUUCUCUCGGCCCCCGAGCUGCGCGGCUCAGCCGUAAAGUCUCUGCCACAGCUGCCGCCCGUUCCCAGGAGGAGGAGGAUGCUGCACGGAGCCUGGCCCUAAGCUAUGGAAGGAGUCCUGUACAAGUGGACCAAUUAUCUGACAGGUUGGCAGCCUCGCUGGUUUGUUUUAGACAAUGGAAUAUUGUCCUACUAUGAUUCACAGGAUGAUGUUUGCAAAGGCAGUAAAGGAAGUAUAAAGAUGGCAGUAUGUGAAAUUAAAGUUCAUCCAACAGACAACACAAGAAUGGAGUUAAUCAUCCCAGGGGAACAGCAUUUUUAUAUGAAAGCAGUUAAUGCAGCUGAGAGGCAAAGAUGGCUGGUAGCACUGGGUAGUUCUAAAGCCUGUUUGACAGAUACCAGAACAAAAAAAGAAAAAGAAAUUAGUGAAACCAAUGAAUCUCUUAAAACCAAAAUGUCCGAACUUCGCCUCUACUGUGAUCUCUUAAUGCAGCAAGUUCAUACAAUACAAGAAUUUGCUCACCAUGAUGAGAGUCGCUCAUCUCCCAGCACUGAGAACAUGAAUGAAGCCUCCUCCUUGCUCAGUGCCACAUGUAACACAUUUAUUACAACACUUGAAGAAUGUGUGAAGAUAGCUAAUGCCAAGUUUAAGCCAGAGAUGUUUCAGCUGCCUCAUCCAGAUCCCUUAGUUUCUCCUGUGUCACCUUCACCUAUUCAAAUGAUGAAACGCUCCAUUAGCCAUCCGGGUACAUACAGUUCAGGGAGUAGUAACGCCACAAAAGAACCAAUUUCUUCAUUCCACCGGUUAUCCCAACGACGCAGAAGAACAUACUCUGAUACAGAAUCCUGUAAUGAUAUUCCUCUUGAAGAUACAGAGAGACCUGCUCACUGUUCCAGAAGUGCUCUCAAUGGACACUUGGCACCAUCAACCAUUCCUGAAGAAAACAGAUCAGUUUCAAAGAAAAGACCUGAAUUGGAAGAGACUCUUCCAUCCUCUUCUUCCUGAAGAAACUGCAGUAUUUCUAUAAGUAAUGCUAUGCAAAAGCUGCUGUAAUUAUAUUAUUGUUAUAGGGAGUAGUUAUUUCCCUUUUAGAAGGAUUUUUCUGCACUUUAUAGAAUAAUGUAAAAACUAACUUUGAAGUGUAUUUUAUCUUUAUAUAGUUUUAUUUGCAAGAGUAUUUUCCUAAUGACUUCACAGUUUGAACGUGCAUUUUUUUGGAACAAAUAAUGGCUUAACAGAUAGGCAUCUGCAUUUGUAAGUGUAGCUCUUUUCUAAACAGUGUGUUUGUCUGAGAGUUUAACAAACCUGCAGAUUUUAAAUCUUGAAGAAGGUUUCAGAUGGGGUGGGGGGGGUAUGAUGUCACUUGUGCCAUGGACCAGCUGGUCAUUUGUACAAAGUUAGGAUCCGGUCUUGCAGUCCUUGUGCACUCACUGUUCUCCUUGAAUGGGAAUUUUGCUUGUGUAAGAAGUAAGGGAUUGAGUCCCUAAUAGGUUACUGUAGCAGCUUGAUGGUAAUUUUAAUAUUGCCUUCCUUUAAAAACACAAGGAAAUACAUAAUCUGAUCCUUAUUUUUAGCCAGUUGAAAGUAGAAAUAUCUCAUGUAUUUUUCUAAAGAAAUGUAUAAAAAGUAACUUAUCUGCAUAUGAAGCAUUUGUACCAAACAUUGGGUAUUUAACAAAUUUUAUUUAUUUAUUUUUUUGCAUAAAAAAUUUCUACUUACUUCAUUACUAAAGGUCUACAGGCUUCAAGAUGUACACAAAUUGUUGCUGAGGUGUGUAGCAUCACUGAAUAGCUAAUGCAGUACUGUUUACAUUUACUCUGCUCAUUUCAAGUAAGACACAUUUUUAACAAAGUAUUAUUUUAGUGUUUGCUUCUAAAAUAGACUGUUAAACUACUGUUGUAAGUAUAAAUAUUUGUAUCUCUACAUACUUUAUUUAUGAUGUAUUUAUACAAAAGGGGACUUCUGUUUAUUAUGACUCCCAUAUAUCACUUCACUAUGGCAUAAAUGUAGAGCUAGAAUCUGAUCUCAGUUAUACUUGUGAAAACUAUCAGAGGGGUAGCUGUGUUAGUCUGGAUCUGUAAAAAGCAACAGAG
Messenger RNA from Gopherus evgoodei (Goodes thornscrub tortoise), 2451 nucleotides. It is a transcript of the gene PLEKHA3, whose product is annotated as pleckstrin homology domain containing A3. The record is from RefSeq and is a predicted model, not a curated record. The transcript has 8 exons. The coding region runs from base 464 to 1363 and encodes 299 amino acids. Gene Ontology annotation, cellular component: early endosome; recycling endosome; trans-Golgi network. Gene Ontology annotation, biological process: endosome organization; receptor recycling; retrograde transport, endosome to Golgi. NCBI's taxonomy places the organism in Eukaryota, Metazoa, Chordata, Testudines, Testudinidae.